AUGGAAAUACUGCAAUGUUGCGGAUUCAAUCCAGAUCGCGCCGUUGAUUCUAACGAUCAGUACCAGAAGCAUAACGUAAGCAACGACCAAACAGCUCCACCACAAAAAAUGGGGGACGAAGAGGUUAUGCAAAAGGUCGAGGUGAAAGGGGAUGAGUUCAGUGGUCUGAUUGGAAAUAUCGCUGGGAAUUUGAUCCGUGAUAAGGUUGGUGGACCAGGAGGUGACAUCCUGGCAGGACUUGCUGGAAAUGUUUUAGGCGGCGGAGGCGGUGGUGGUCGAGAUCCUAUGGGCGACAUCAUCGGUGGCAUCUUAGGUGGCGGAGGAAGCCGAGGUGGAGGUGGAGGUGGAUAUAAUGAUGGAGGAUUCGGCGGCGGUGGUGGUAGGCCGCAAGGAGGAGGCGGCGGCGGGUUCAACCUCAAUGACAUCGGAGGCAUUAUCAACUCCAUCGGUGGUGGCGGUAAAGGUGGUGACAUCGGUGGCAUCAUCGGAAGUCUGAUUGGUGGUGGAGGAGGCCAAUAUGGCGGUGGAGGCGGUAACAUCAAUCCAAACCGUCUAAACGGUGGAAUGGUAAACAUCAUUGGAAAUCUUAUCGGUGAAGCCGCUCACCGCUUCCUUGGUGUGGAUCCUUCGACGGGAAGAAUAAUCGGUGCUGUUGCUGGUAACGUCAUUAUGGGUCUUGGCGGUAAGGAUAACUCACUUGGCAAUAUCGGAAAAGUCAUCCUUGACAACAUUAUUUCCGGGAAAUUCAGAAGAGAUGUGGAUCCAUUCGUGCGUCCCGAACCUCGUCCCAGUCCAGGAGGUGGCGGUGGACCAAGCCCAAUUCGCCCGGUUCCAGCUCAUGAGCCUUUGGACUUUUAUGAGCAAAGAGACAAGUGUCUGGCGGAAAAACGUCUCUUCGAAGAUCCACAUUUCCCUGCACAGGACAGCUCGUUGUUCUUCAGCAGGAGCCCACCAAAGAGAAUUGAAUGGCUUAGACCGGGCGAGAUUGUUCGUGAACCGCAACUUAUCACAGAAGGACAUUCUCGUUUCGAUGUAAUUCAGGGUGAAUUGGGUGACUGUUGGCUGCUAGCUGCUGCUGCCAACCUCACAUUGAAAGACGAACUGUUUUACCGUGUCGUUCCUCCAGAUCAGUCUUUCACUGAAAAUUACGCCGGUAUCUUCCACUUCCAAUUCUGGCAGUAUGGAAAAUGGGUAGAUGUUGUGAUCGAUGAUCGUCUACCAACGUCGAAUGGGGAAUUGCUCUACAUGCAUUCGAAAAGCCAUAACGAAUUUUGGAGUGCACUUCUGGAGAAGGCUUACGCAAAGUUGUACGGAUCCUACGAGUCCUUAAAAGGAGGUACCACCUCGGAAGCUUUAGAAGAUAUGACUGGAGGACUGACAGAGUUUUUCGAUUUACGUCAACCUCCAAAAAAUCUCAUGCAAAUGAUGAUGAGAGGAUUUGAGAUGGGUUCACUUUUCGGCUGUUCUAUCGAAGCUGAUCCACGUGUUUGGGAAGCAAAAAUGUCGAAUGGUCUAGUAAAGGGUCAUGCCUACUCCAUCACUGGAAUGCGAAUCGUGAACGGUCCGAAUGGACAAGAAUGUCUUCUUCGAAUUCGAAAUCCAUGGGGAAAUGAGCAGGAAUGGAACGGCCCAUGGUCCGACAAUUCCCGAGAAUGGCGUAGUGUUCCAGACAAUGUGAAGGAAGAGAUGGGUCUGCGUUUCGAUCAUGACGGAGAAUUUUGGAUGAGUUUCGAGGAUUACAUGAGAAACUUCGAGAAAAUGGAAAUUUGCAACCUUGGCCCUGAUGUUAUGGACGAGGUUUAUCAGAUGACUGGAGUUCGCGCCCCAGGAACUGUUUGGGCGGCAAACACCCAUGAUGGAGCAUGGAUUGCUAACCAAACCGCAGGAGGGUGCAGAAAUUACAUCAACACCUUCGCUAACAACCCACAGUAUCGUGUACAACUUACGGACUCCGAUCCGGACGACGAUGACGAGUUGUGCACAGUGAUUUUUGCUGUAAUGCAGAAGUAUCGAAGAAAUCUCAAGGCAGAAGGCUUAGAUAAUGUGCCCAUCGGUUUCGCCGUUUAUGACGCUGGCAGCAUCCACGGACGUUUGUCAAAGCAGUUCUUCCAGGCCAACAAAUCAUCGAUGAGGAGCGCUGCUUUCAUUAAUUUGAGAGAGAUGACUGGUCGAUUCCGUGUCCCGCCUGGCAAUUAUGUCGUCGUUCCUUCGACCUUCGAACCCAAUGAGGAAGCAGAAUUCAUGUUGAGAGUGUACACAAAUGGAUUUAUUGAAUCAGAAGAACUAUAA
Necator americanus (New World hookworm) is the source of this 2289-nucleotide messenger RNA. RefSeq lists its product as uncharacterized. Gene Ontology annotation, molecular function: calcium-dependent cysteine-type endopeptidase activity. Lineage: Eukaryota; Metazoa; Nematoda; Chromadorea; Rhabditida; Ancylostomatidae. Gene Ontology annotation, cellular component: cytoplasm. Gene Ontology annotation, biological process: proteolysis. The record is from RefSeq and is a predicted model, not a curated record. The coding region runs from base 1 to 2289 and encodes 762 amino acids. The transcript has 24 exons.